AUGGCUGUUGAGGCUAUCACCCGUAAAGAUUAUAGAGAAGAUAGGCUUACAACUAUAACCCAGGCUGAGAGGCAUCGGAUUUGUCUAGAAUUAUUAAAAAUUUGUACACCAGCUAGAGAUAUCGAUGAUAGAGCCAGAUAUAAAUCUGAUGUUGUUAAGAUGUGUCUGAAUUCUCCUGAAUCGAUAUCUCAUCUCCAGGAUUUAGUUCUCAAAAUGGCUCGGGUAUUUGACAAUACAGAUGCAUCGCGCAGAGUUAAAAAAUCGGGAUUGAAAACAGAUCGGGCAAAACUUGGUUUACUGAACUCAGCACUACAUGCAACUUAUGGGUUGAAAUUUAAGGCUGUAGAUAGGAGUCGCAGGUAUUACCGCCUAGAUGGAUCAUUCGAUACUAAAGACGCUCCUAGAUUACCUUCAUAUUAA
Rhizophagus irregularis DAOM 181602=DAOM 197198 is the source of this 420-nucleotide messenger RNA. RefSeq lists its product as uncharacterized. The record is from RefSeq and is a predicted model, not a curated record. NCBI's taxonomy places the organism in Eukaryota, Fungi, Glomeromycota, Glomeromycetes, Glomerales, Glomeraceae.